This is a messenger RNA of Dunckerocampus dactyliophorus (ringed pipefish), 2806 nucleotides long. It is a transcript of the gene ubn1, whose product is annotated as ubinuclein 1. Lineage: Eukaryota; Metazoa; Chordata; Actinopteri; Syngnathiformes; Syngnathidae. The transcript is spliced from 14 exons. The coding region runs from base 262 to 2685 and encodes 807 amino acids. Gene Ontology annotation, cellular component: nucleus. The record is from RefSeq and is a predicted model, not a curated record.
UUCAUAAAAGGGGACUACUAUGUGACGUAUGAAGCAACCUCAGUGUGCUAAUUUCCCGGUGUUCUGACUCAAUUGACUCAGCAUUGGCAGCCAUUUUGAAAGGGAAGUCCUACUCAUUUAAGAUAAUAUAUGACUGAAUGACAAAUAAUAUGGCCAUAAAUGUACUUAGCUGAUAUAACUGACGUUCGUCAAUCAUGUUUUGCAGGACAUUGCGUCAUUUCCGUAAACACCUGCCUCCAUUUAGCCUCUAAUUAAACUCACAUGGUCUCCUCGCUGCUGUUUCCAAGCGAGAUGGCUCAGCCUCGCCGCGUACAGCUGACAUCUUUGACCUGUCAAGUUAACUCGGCGGCCACCAGCACGAGAACCACCAUUCUGCCCCCGGAGCCGGCACCGUGUGUCGGGAAAAAAAACACCGGUUCUGGUCCUGGUUCUGGACCAUCAGCGGAGGGUGACACGGGAUCGAUCCGACUCGUCCUUACCUUGUUCGAGCCUGAUGACCACAACUUCCCGGAGUUUAGCUACUCUCAACUGCUGGAGAACAAGAAGAGCCACAGUAUAGAUGAAGUCCAACCUAGGUCCAUAUUCGAAGAGGAGGAGCAGAAGAAGGACCAGUUGGCUGAUAUUGCCAGAAAGAUGGAGGAAAAAUAUGCGGUAAAUAAAAAGCGGGAUCGGGUUCAGGACUUGAUUGAUAUCGGUUACGGUUAUGAUGAUGAAGAUUCCUUCAUCGACAACUCUGAGGCUUACGACGAGUUUGUGCCAUCCUCCAUCACCACCAAAUUUGGAGGCUUCUACGUCAACUCUGGCGUACUUCACUUCCGUGAGGCUUCUGACGCGGAUGACGAGAAAACCCCUGGCACCUCCAAAAAACGUAAACCCAGAGAGGACCUGUCAAACCCAAAGAAGAAAAGCUGUCACAAAGUUUUGGAGGAUAAAAACGAUGCUGAUGCACAUUCAAGUGAAACGUCUGAGAUGGUAGCAGCUGACGAGAUGAUGAUGCUGAUGAAGAAGAAGAAAAAGAAGAAGGGGGCUGGCACGCUGAGCGUCACCAGAAUGCUCAAAAAGUUUCGACGAGAAAAGGAGUUGGAGCGACAGGAAAUGGAAAGAGCUCAUCAAAGCACGGUGGCCCUGCCAGGCACUCCCAGGAUGCCCCUGUGCCCGGCGGACGCGGGCGGCGGCGGGGGCUCGGGAUUGACUGACCCACUGCUCAAUUUGAUCGGAUCCACCAAUGAGCAUGUACUUCUCCAGGCCGCCAGCAGGGUGGACUUUGACAUCGAUCUGGACUGUCUGUUGGAUGUCGGCGAAGAGAUUUCCUCACCACAGUCAACAACUCAGUCUUUAGCAGAAGCACUACCUCCACCCCAGCCCAAAACAGAUGAUCAAAACAAGCCUUGUUCUUCCUCUAAUGCACCUCCAAGCAGAAAGAUGACCCAAACACUUCCUCUUCAGUACGCCGCUCUGCCUGAAGGGCUCCCGCCCCUCCUGGAGGAUAGCAUUAAGAAACUGAUGUUGGUGGCUAAGACCUCUGAGAAUGAGUCCAAACUCAAGUUCUUCACCCCAGAAGUCAACUCUGUCCUGCUGGAUAUAGAUUGUCAGUGUCGUGAGCAUGGCGGACAGUUGCGCUCCAGGGUGUACACACACCUGUCGUCUUUCCUUCCCUGCAGCAAGGAGACACUCUUGAAACGUGUCAAGAAACUCAAACUUGCAGAGAACCUUUCCAAUGUAGAAGAUCCCGUGCAGAAGCUGAAGGAGGCCAUUGAGCGAGCCAUGCCCGAGCAGAUUGCUUGUUUCAAUCAAGAAUAUCAAGAAUAUCAGCAAGUUAGGACUUUAAGGACAACUGAGGAGGCUAAUGACAUCAAGCAAGGUGGCCUGCGGAACAAUGUAGAGGACAAAGGAGUGAAAAGAGGAGGAGGUCCUAAGAAAUUGUUCAAAUGGAAUGAGGAGAUCAGGGAGGGCCUGUGCAAUGUGCUGAAGGGAAAACUGGACAUAUUUAAAAGCAAAAGUGAAGGCAGUCAUCAGCUGGAGGACUACCUCAAGACUUUUUUAGAUAAUGACAUCAAACAUCUUUGGCCUAAAGGCUGGAUGCAGUCCAGUGUGUGUGUUUUCAGGGUACUGAUAAGCGAGAGCAGGAAGAUGUUGGGCCUUCAGCCUUUACCCCCAAUGAGGAGGUCGAGAUCAGAGAAGAAGCUGUCAGUCACUGAUGUGCCAAACACUGGAUCGCUCCCAGUCAAAGUAGAGCCUCAUGAAGUGGUCGAAGCCUCAAAUUCAUCCUAUAUGACAAUGGUCGACGCUUCAAACGCGUCCUGUGUAAAAACGGUGGCCGAUACCGAAGUGAUCAUCUUGGAUUCAGACUCUUUGUCACCGCCGCAGACUGAUAGGCGCCUGCUUAACCUCGAACCAGCGAACAUCCUCACUGACCAGACGCUGGCUUAUAUGCGCCCUCUGGUGCCCAGCCAGGAGCUCUUGGCAGCCGCAGUGGCUAAAUACAAACAUUCUCUGCAGCACUGGACGUUCAGCACAAACAAUGGCAGUCCACCACUCCCUCCGCCGCCUCAGUGCAGCCCAGUCAACUUUCCGGAAGAUGGCUUGUGUCAAGUGGCUCUUCCUCAGCUGCUACAAGACUUCAUGAGGCCUACUGUGAGUACCAGCCCAGAGGUCCAGAUGGGCUCAGAUGAUGUAAUUGUAUAACCACGGACAGAUGGGUGCUGUUUCCAUGGAGAGGAAGGGUCAGCUGCAGUCUGAUAGGCUUGUUUAAAAGUUAUUUACAUAUUAAAGAUAUUGCAUGUUCUAUUAGCUGUUUGUCUUUCCA